AUGCCCUAUCUCCGUCUGCAGUGUGAAAAAUCUCCCGGUCUAUACACCCUUUUGAUCACUCAUGAGAUUUGCGGGCCAUUGUUCAGUCAUACAAGCCGUGAACACGUAUGGCCUUACGGUCAGGCACUUUGCUGUGCUGAGCUUUGCGGCACGCAGUGCGUCAGGCGCACCUGGUUUCUGGCACGCAGACCGUUAAAAGGCGUCAACGGACUUCGAAGGUCAUUUUCCAGCUGGCGGACGUCGAGAGGGUUCCUCAGCGGCCGGCCGGCAGCUUUCUGUAGACUGGUGUGGCAUCAAAAUACGAAUUUUUCUUCUAGAAGUACUUGUACCAGUGCAACACUGUUCUACAACGUUCAUUGUAAGAGUAAAACUUUAGAAGUUGUGGUUGUGAAGUUCAUCCUUGUUGGCAACAGCCCAGCAGCCCAACAGAAGGAGCAGUUCAAAAGCAGCCCAGAAGCAGAAGCAUCACCACCAGGAGUAGUUCAGUAUCAGCAGCAGCAGCACCACCACCACCAGCAUCACUUACAGAGACACCGGAGAUGGAGACUUGAAGUGACAGCAGCAGCAGCAGCAGCAGCAGUGUCUGAGAUAGCAGCGGAGAUAAAAGAACCUCAGCCACCUGAAAUUCGUGAAACUGAAGAACCAAAAGCCAUUGUGGAUAUCAUGAACCAUUUCCAGGUUAUCUCUAAAACUGUUCAAAGGCUGGAAAAGAAGAUUGAUGACAUGGAUAACAAAGUAACAAAAAUUUAUUACUCUCGUGCCAGAUCCUUUUGGCGUUACCCUCCUUUUAAAUUAGUAUCUAGAAGAUACAAUUACCUGACAUCUAAAAGACUUAAACUCCAGAAAGAGAGCCAAGUAGUUCAUGAUGAUACCUUCUCCUAUCCUCAAAGUUACAGUCCAACUUCACCAGUCCGCACAAGGGAUGAACCGAGCUUUGAUGUAGAGAACGAUGAGACUAUAGAUUACAUCCAGAUGUACCAGUACCAUGAUAUUAUUGACAACGCCCAGACAUUCCAGAACCCUGAUUCUAUUGACAACGCCCAGAUGUUCCAGAACCCUGAUUCUAUUGACAGUGCCCAGACAUACCAGUAUGCUGAUUCUGUGGACAACACCGAAAGUAUCCAGAACACUGAGAACGAUGCUGUUUUCCAUUUUGACGGUUCCCUGGGAGUGAGAUGUAUCAGUUCUUCACCAGAGAGUAACCAUCAAGAAACUCCACUGAGUCCUAAAUAUACUCCCCAAAACUACCAACAGCAUUGCAGAUUUAAAAGAAUUCCUGGCUCUUCUACAAUGACCCACUACAGUGACUUUGAAAAUCCCAACUUGUACACCACCAUUUCUUCCGCUUCAACAAUAUUGAAAGGAAGCAACCUCCCUCGAGGGGAGCUCAUCCCCAUCAGGAAUCCUGAAAUGAAGCGAUUGGCCUUACUGGAGGCCCAGAGUACACCUGUGAUUGAUCCUAAUACUUUUGGUUUGUCAUCCAGUUGUACCAAGGCUGUUGUGAGAGACCUUGGAAAGCCUUUAAACUGGUCUGUGAAUGACGUGAUAACAUUUCUGAACCGUUUAGAUCCUCCGUUGGCAGACCAACUCUACUCCACCAUCAAAGAACAUGACGUUGAUGGGAAAGCCUUGCUGUUGCUCAACACUGAUAUAAUGAUAAAAUAUAUGAGGAUGAAGGUGGGAGUGGCCUUGAAGCUCAGCAGCUACAUUCAAAAGCUUAAAAAAGGAGUAAACUGUCACCCGUAA
Molecule: messenger RNA, 1746 nt
Organism: Chionomys nivalis (European snow vole)
Lineage: Eukaryota; Metazoa; Chordata; Mammalia; Rodentia; Cricetidae
Gene: Scml1
Product: Scm polycomb group protein like 1
Exons: 9
Coding region: 1-1746 (581 amino acids)
Molecular function (GO): protein binding
Source: RefSeq, a predicted model, not a curated record